UAAAGAAGCAAAUACAAAUUCCAUAUCAACUAAAAUAAAACAAGCUGAAAUUGGAUUCCGAAAUCUGAAGAAAUGACCAAAAAGAAAUACAAAGCAGCCGUUAUUGGGAGUGGUAACUGGGGUAGUGUUGCUGCAAAACUCGUUGCUUCGAAUACCUUAAACCUCGACUCUUUCCAUGAUGAAGUUAGAAUGUGGGUGUUCGAAGAAACCUUGCCCAACGGUGAGAAACUCACAGACAUCAUCAACAUAACCAAUGAAAACAUCAAGUAUUUGCCUGGAAUAAAGCUUGGUCACAAUGUGGUUGCAGACCCAGACUUGGAACAUGCAGUGGAGGAUGCAAACAUGUUGGUAUUUGUUACACCACAUCAAUUCAUAGAGGGUAUAUGUAAGAGACUUGUUGGAAAGAUUAAAGGAGGUGUUGAAGCAAUUUCCCUUAUUAAGGGUAUGGAAGUGAAAACGGAAGGACCGUGUAUGAUCUCUAGUCUUAUCAAUAAACAGCUAGGCGUUAAUUGUUGUGUUCUCAUGGGUGCUAACAUUGGAGAUGAGAUUGCUAUGGAGAAAUUCAGUGAAGCAACAAUUGGAUACAGAGAAGAUAAAGAGGUUGCACAAAGAUGGGUUCAAAUCUUCGGGACUCCUUAUUUUCGAGUAUCAGCUCAGGUCAGGGAUAUAGAAGGUGUGGAACUAUGUGGGACAUUGAAAAAUGUUGUGGCCAUUGCAGCAGGUUUUGUUGACGGCUUGGAAAUGGGAAAUAACGCUAAGGCAGCAAUAAUGAGAAUUGGUUUGAAUGAGAUGAAAGCAUUCUCGAAGUUGAUGUUCCCGUCUGUAUGCGACAACACCUUUUUGGAGAGCUGCGGGAUUGCCGAUCUCAUCACUACAUGCUUGGGAGGUAGAAACAGGAAAGUGGCAGAUGCUUUUGCAAGGAGUGGUGGAAAGAGGUCUUUCCACGAGCUCGAAACAGAGCUGUUGCAAGGGCAGAAACUACAGGGCGUAAUAACAGCAGGAGAAGUCUACGAGGUUUUAUGUCAACGUGGAUGGCAAGAGUCAUUCCCGCUAUUCAGGACAGUUCAUUUGAUCUGCAUUGGUUGUGCUCCUCCUUCAGCAAUAAUUCAACAGUCUUAAUGUUGCCAAAAUGUCCGUCUGUUGAAGGCUGUACGCAGCAUUCCCAGAACCUUACCGAAGAGGAUUCUAGAUUUCAGGUAAUUGAGAUGUAAAUCAACAUAAGAGUCCAACUUUACAGAGCGCAUAGCAGAAAAUGUUUCAGCUUGAAUUCCAUUAAAUUACUUCAAUUUGAAACAAUUCUAUUACUUUCAGUGUGGUGUGGAAUUAAAUGAAUACCUCUGAUUCCCAGGAUCCUUCAUAAAUAUCCCCAAGGGUUGUUGGUUCACUUGUAAUGAUUAGCUGUUGGUUCAUAUAUAUAUACCACCAUUCUAGUUGGU
Molecule: messenger RNA, 1436 nt
Organism: Papaver somniferum (opium poppy)
Lineage: Eukaryota; Viridiplantae; Streptophyta; Magnoliopsida; Ranunculales; Papaveraceae
Product: glycerol-3-phosphate dehydrogenase [NAD(+)]-like
Exons: 10
Coding region: 73-1119 (348 amino acids)
Biological process (GO): carbohydrate metabolic process; glycerol-3-phosphate catabolic process
Cellular component (GO): glycerol-3-phosphate dehydrogenase (FAD) complex; cytosol
Molecular function (GO): glycerol-3-phosphate dehydrogenase [NAD(P)+] activity; NAD binding; protein homodimerization activity
Source: RefSeq, a predicted model, not a curated record